AUGAAGAUUGCAAAGGAGAAAAGAAAUAUCAGGUUCGAAUACGAACUGGACAAAAUGAAAAAAAAAAAAAAAGAUAAUAUAUUAAUACUAAAUAUCAUUAAUAGCAAAAUAAAUUAUGUAUGCUACAUUUUAAAAAGUGAUUACAGGGAUAUGAUUAAUGACGUGAGCUACGAAAAUAAGUGCUCACUUGAAACCUGCUUCUACUACUGCAAGGCCUACAUCACCUUCCUACUACUUUAUUAUCCUUACCUACACAAUUAUUUGAAAUGCCUGAGAAGUAACAACCUCAGAAUAUACAAAAAUUUUUAUAAAUACAUUUUAAAUUUGCCUAAUAAUUUUUGUUCUCUAAUAUUUAAAUUGAAGAUUGUUGAAGAACUGAAGAGAAGAGAUGCUCUAAACUCAAGCAAUGAUUAUUACAAUGUUGGAAAUGCUUGCGACAGUGGUGGGGUUAUUUCCCCUGCAAUGGAAUUUUCUCAUGGCUCCUCUGAGCUGCUUCAGCUUACCAGGGCAAACUUCUUCGAUGCAUUCACCAAGGACAGUUAUAUAAAGAAUUUAUUUUCUCGCAUUUAUGUGAAGAAAUAUCACAAGCGAAUUUUUAAGAUCCUAAAGAUUGUCCUUUUUUAUCACUCCUUGCCAGUCUUUUCCGUUUCGCCCAAGUUUUUUCGAACGUAUCAUAGGGGCAGCAGUAGAGGAAGAAUGAGAAGGGGGAACUCCAAACAGGGAGAGGGGGGAAAGAAGCAGGUCAAGGAUAAUAAUGCGCAGGAUGGGGCGGAGUUCUGCACGAAAGUUGAUACCAAUGAGGGGGGAAAUGUGAGGGGGAUGAAAAAUACAUGCAAGCUUUGCCCCACUGAGAAGGAGCAGUAUGAGAAGGAGAGAAAGAAGGACCUCCAUAACAGACUGCCGCUCAGAAGGAGGUACUUUAAGACGCCCCUUUUUAAACAUGUGGAGGUACCCACCAUCUACUUGGACGACUACGACAGCAGCACGAAAGUGUUGGUUAAAAAAAAACUUGUAAAAGUCAGGAAGAAGAAAAAAAAAGGAGGAACAAAUGUAGAAGAUGCGAUUCUGUCAGAUGACAGUGGAAGUGUAAGCAGUGAAAAGAGUUUAAGUUGUCUGAGCGACUCGGAAGAGGAAAGAGAAGUGAACGCCUUCUUGAGAGAAGGAGUGAAUGCCCUUCAUGACGAGAGCGAUGGGAUAGCUGCAACGCAUAGUAACGUUGAUGCGUCUGCGUUGGAGGGGGGCCACAUCAAGAAGAUCUGUACAAAUCAGGACAGCCACCAUGUUGUCGAAUCUGCUCAAAAUGAGCACCCAUCAGGUGCACCGAUGGAAGAAAGGAACAGCACUAUCCAGGCCUCUUCCCCGAGAAAGCGUCAUCCCCCCCAGGGACCAUGCAUGAAAGAGAAUUUCCUACAAUUUGUGAAACAAGAACAGAGGAAAAAUAAAUCACAAAAGGAGAUGGAAUAUACAUAUGGCAAUUUCGUACUGAAUGACAUACAAAAAUAUUUAAGGCAUGAAAUGAAAACAGGACCAAAGAGGGAAAGGGGAAAAAAUUAUUUGCAUGAAGUGUGGAAAUACAUAAUCGACUUUGACGAAACAGAUGAUAAUAACAAUACCCUCAUACAUAAAGCUUGCUUAGUUUCUAAUGCAAAAAUAAUUUUUUUACUUUUACGUUUGAACGUGAAUCUGAUGAUUUACAAUGACAAGUCUGAGUUGCCCGUGCAUUGUACUGUGUACAAUUGUGACAAGUACCUUUUUCUCCUUUUGCUUCAUAAUACGAUCGAGUAUCUUUUUUUCUUUUAUCUAAGUGAAUACCGUGGGGGAGGACGAAGGGAGGGAAAGUCACCAAAAGUGGCGACUUCCAAAAAGACAAUUCCAACGGAGUGCCCCUCAAACACGAGGGACGCCAAAGUGGAGGAUCCAAAGUUGAAGCGAGAAUUGGAGGAGGAGAAUGAGGCGCACACGAAAGGGAUGUACGGUGAAGAGACACAAGAGGAAUGCCCGACGGGGAAGGCAAAUAAACGCCGCGCCAAAUAUAUAAGGAAUGGCUUUUUUUACCACAAAAAAAUUAACAGCAUUUUUGUCACCUCCGUUGUGAAGCUGUACUUAAGCAUAAUGGUCAAAAUUAUCGAAUUGGGGAAUUUUGAAUUUUUAAAAAUUUUAUACAAUUACAAUAAGCAGAUUUUUUGUUACAUUCUGCAUAGGAGGGACAUGUGCUACUUCCUGUGCUCGUUCGCUUCGAUGUACAAUUGUAUGAAUGUGUUUGUGAGGCAGUGUGAUGAGAUUGUGCGGUGUGAGGCGCGUGUGGGCGUGAGUAGAAAGAGGAAGAACAAUGAGGCAGCGCUAGGGGGAGAGCAUGUCUUUACGGUGCGGAAACAUAGACUUGGCGAGGGGGCUACGCAGGUGGAAGGUGCGCGCGUGGAAAAUGUGGACAAUGUGGAAGGAGAGCGCCAUGUGGACAGUGCGCGGACCGCUGUCGCUGAAAAAAGAAGAGCCAGGUGUUGUCCUGUGAAGAAAAGAAUUGACCGACAAAACAGAAUAGAAAUAUUUUACUCCAAUCAAUGCUCCAAGCACAUCUUCGUGCCAGAGCCAACCGACCACCCCUACGUGAGAAACAAAAUUAUGACCAACAUUCCAGAAAACUCCAGCAGGUUAGAUGUUCUAAUAUCAAAUAAGCAUGGCAUUUUGCGCCUGAAUACUUUUGUUAAUUUUAAGCUGAAAAGGGUAGAAAGGAAAGCAACGGCUAAUGACAUUUUAAGGGUUCAUGAUAUUUCAUACCUGAAAAUGUUACUAAGAAGGAUAAAGAGGUGCAACUCAAAUGAAUACGAGGAUAUGAGUGCGUACGAUGAUAAUUUUUUGAACAACACGAAGAAGAACAAGAAGAAUUACCUCGCCUUGUCAUUGGAUGAUUUGAGUGGAAAUGCAACCUUUGCUGUGUCGGACCAUUUGGAAAUGUUAAAGAGUAGCGAAAUUAUUAGUGCCGUUUGCGAAGAAGGGGCAAGUGAAUGUGUGGAAGGGUCAAACCAGGUUGGCAGCGAGAGCUUUAAUGUGGGUGCUCAGUGUGAGAACAAUAUGAAAGGGGGCGAGGGGGGAGUAGAAAUGCCAAAUCAAAGUCUCAGCACAGAUAUGAAGGGAAAUUCAGGAGGUGUUAUGCAAAGUAAGAAGUGGAACAGUACAAAUACUGGAAAGGAAAAAGUGGACAAAUUAAUCUUGUUGGACAAUGACACCUUUGUCAAUAAACACUCUUUUAACUGCGCAUUGAAUGCCAGUGGAGUUGUUUUAAAAGCAGUAGAUUAUAUAUAUAAAAAAAAAAAAAAAAAAAAAAAAAUUUUUUGUGUUGUUAGACCCCCUGGUCAUCACCUAGGAACUUACGGUGCUGCGCAAUUUAACCUAACCGAUGAAGAUAGGGCAGCAGGGAGUCAAGGUUUUUGUUUGUUGAAUAAUAUAGCUAUCGGGAUGUCUUACGCAAGGUAUAAAUAUGAAAAAUUUGAACGCAUCGCUGUGAUCGAUUUUGACAUACACCAUGGAAAUGGAACAGAACAAAUUGUGCGAAAUUUGGGAUUAAAAAAAAUUAAAAUUAAUGAGUACGUUGAUAUAUAUAGUUGGAAAGGGUGGAAGGAUAAAAAUGAUAAGAAGAAUAUUUUUUUCAGUUCGAUUCACGCAUUUGAUGGGUACUUUUACCCUGGAACAGGAAACGACACAGUGGAGUUAGAGCCCUAUAUCAUUAAUGUAACUUUGAAGAAAAAUAUGAAUGAACAGAAUUUUCUGGAAUUAUUUCACAAUAAUAUAUUAAUUCAUUUGUUUCAUUUCCGACCAAACCUUCUUUUCCUAUCUGCUGGUUUUGAUGGACACAAACUCGAUUUUGUUAAUAACGGUUUUGUGAAGAAAAAUACAUCGACCUACUUUCACAUGACAAACUUAAUUUUGUCUCUUCAGAAUAAACUGCGCGUUCCUAUCAUCAGUGUGUUGGAGGGUGGCUACAACACGUCCAAUGACAUGGCCUCCGUUUUCAGUUUGUCCGUUUUAGAGCACCUGCUCUCGUUCUACUACAACGACGCGGUGUUUAUGGCGGGCAACACGAAGCGUGCCGCAGUGACCACACGCUGCGCCAAACGAGGCAUUCUGAAAUUCCCACACAUUUGCCUGGGCAAGAGAAAAAUGGAUGACAUGUUUAAACAAUAUUUUAUGUGUUUUAAAGAAAAGACAAAAGAAACUGAAAAUUUAAACUUAACCACCUGUGUGAGAAAUUAUGAAAAUUAUUUGAAGCAUUUUGAAGGGAAACAAAAUCGAGUGAAAAUGAAGGUCAACUCUUUUCUCGCCAAACAUAUGAGGUACUUUGAUGGUGUGCUUUACCAACGGCGGUCUCUUCAUUUUUGCAACCUCGGACAGAUUUCCCUCCCAUUUGAGGCCUACUUUUACCAAGUUAUGCAUCACUUUAAGAUUUUCCUUGAAGAAAGUGAAGUCGUCAAAAUGGACUCGAAGGAGUUUUUCUCCGUGCUGAACAGCCCAUCCGACUUGCGCGAUUUGGACCAGGCCUAUGUGCAGCGGUAA
Molecule: messenger RNA, 4548 nt
Organism: Plasmodium fragile
Lineage: Eukaryota; Apicomplexa; Aconoidasida; Haemosporida; Plasmodiidae
Exons: 1
Coding region: 1-4548 (1515 amino acids)
Source: RefSeq, a predicted model, not a curated record